This is a messenger RNA of Dermacentor silvarum, 1483 nucleotides long. Its product is annotated as myotubularin-related protein 14-like. Bases 107 to 1483 code for a protein of 458 amino acids. The record is from RefSeq and is a predicted model, not a curated record. Gene Ontology annotation, biological process: dephosphorylation. NCBI's taxonomy places the organism in Eukaryota, Metazoa, Arthropoda, Arachnida, Ixodida, Ixodidae. The transcript is spliced from 17 exons. Gene Ontology annotation, molecular function: phosphatidylinositol-3-phosphate phosphatase activity; phosphoprotein phosphatase activity.
UGCAAAUACAUGAACCGCACUAUGCAUUACUUGUUCUUUUCUGUUGGCAAUUGCGACCACGCCGUCGUUCAUAAAGAAAAACAGUAUAUGCAUCCGUACUGGAAAUAUGAGUUCGCCGCGCAAGAAGUCGACGCCGGAACUUGUUCAGGACUUCGAUCUCGACUAUCUCGUGUCCGUCUUUGCAAGCAACGUCUUCACUUCCAAUGCUACCGAUCCUGAAAAGGUUCGCAUUUUUGACGACAUCCAACAGAAGUGCGUGGAACUUUUUAACAAGGACUACAUAGUAAAGGUGAUAGACAACGAUCGUGGGAAGCUGAGCGCCACUUAUCCCAACAAGAUAGUGUCCCUGGCACUUCCGGCUGAUAACAGCAACAGUAAUGAUGGCGACGGGAAUGGCCAUCAACGCCGCACUCACAAACUUCGGAUGCACAUGCAGAAGUCACGAGUGGCCAGGGCACGCACACGCUUUGUCGUUCCCGUCAUAUUAUACGACGGAAAGCAUAUAUGCAGGUCUGCAACGCUUUCUGGAGGAAUUGAGAUCUAUACACGAACACUGGCGGAUUAUCUCUGUGGUCCUUCACGCUGCCGAUUUUCACAAUUUUGCGCUUCCUUGGGCCUAGCUGAAUGCCCGACGGACAGCAGCAGUGAAGCUACUCAGGAGCUAAUCCCCGAAUCUCCAGAGUACAUAGGCAACUACACUAUCUGCGCAGACGAGCCCGACAACUCUAGUCUUCCAUCGACCCCCAGGGACCGAGAGGAAUACGAAGACAUCUCUCAAGGAGCAGAAAGCACCUCGCCACUGCCUCAAGACGAUGCUUCACUGCACGCCGAACUGCGUAAGGAAGACAUAGAGCUCCUCAGGCUCCUGUCAGUGCGCCGGAUUUGCGACUUGAUGGUCGAAGGCAAAAAGGAAAAAUUCUGUUUAAAGAUGACAUCCUCGGAGAAAGUUGACAGGUUCGGGAGAUACCGCGACUUUACCAUUUUUAAGCUUCCUUACCCAGGUUGCGAGUUCUUCGAAAAGUACGUAAAGCAGCACUACAAUCCAGAAGGCCUUUACUUCGACUGGACACAGCAUUUUGUAGACGUCGAGCUGGAAGUUCCUGAAACCAGUAGCCCUUCGGAGCUGAACAUUGACUGGAAGGAUUACAAGCAUUGGGACCUGGUAGAGCUCACCAAAAAUUACCUUAAGUUCCUACUAAAAGUCAUUAUCGAUGGUGACUCCAGCCUUUUGGUCCACUGUAUCUCCGGCUGGGACCGCACAGCGCUGUUCAUCUCAAUGCUGCGUUUAUCCCUAUGGGCCGACAACGAGAUCCACCAGAACCUGUCGCCAUUGGAGAUGGCCUACCUAACGGCCGCGUACGACUGGUUCCUCUUCAGUCAUAAUUUACCCAACCGGGUACAAAAGAGCGAAGAGAUAUUCUUCUUCUGCUUCAACAUGCUGAAGUAUAUCAGCACGGAAGAGUUCUCAACGCUAAGCCUGUAA